CUCGUCGCUCAUCAGAUAAUCCGUGCCGUUCCGUUCGUUCGUUCGUCGUCGUCGUAGAUAUACCGGCCGGCAGCAACCGCCCGAUCGACCGGCGCGGCGCCAGAUCAUGGAGACGUCGACGGCGGCGAUGAUGAUGGACCACCACCACCGCGCGGCGCCGUCGCUGUCGGCUGAGGAGAAGCGGCGGAUCGAGCGGGUGGCGCGGUGCGUGGCGCGGGACCGGGACGGCGGGGAUCUCACGGAGAAGCUGCUGCUGCGCCUGCUCGGCCUCACGCGCAACGCCCGCCGCUGGGGCUUCCUAGCGCCGGACCACCCGCUCCACCCCUACUACCUCCAGCAGAAGGUCUCCGAGCGCUGCCGCAUCCUCCGCCCGCGCCACACCGCCGCCGCCGCCGACCGGUGAUCCCAUCCGUUCUCCUAUAGCUACAUACCGGCGCAUGCACAUGCUUUGCAUGCGGACGUGCAGCCGGAUCGACCAUUGAUAGGACUCAGCCAUUAUACGCGCAUCACCUCGUCUCCUCUUCUCUUUUACGCUGCCGAUUCAUUUUGUUAAUCGGAGCAUCUUGUAUUAAUUGUUAGGGAUGAUAUGGGAAAUUGAUAAUCGAAGAAGCAUGCAACGGAUCCGGAAAUACAUUGAUGCGCCUAA
Molecule: messenger RNA, 646 nt
Organism: Sorghum bicolor (sorghum)
Lineage: Eukaryota; Viridiplantae; Streptophyta; Magnoliopsida; Poales; Poaceae
Exons: 1
Coding region: 107-403 (98 amino acids)
Biological process (GO): RNA processing
Molecular function (GO): RNA binding
Source: RefSeq, a predicted model, not a curated record